CAGACAGAGUGAGGACUUCUCAGCGGGUAGCAUGUCGGUCAUUUUAGCAUCAGAUCGUUUUACAUCUACAGGGUAAAACAAGUUUUAGAUGUAGAUCCAAAAGCUCUGCAACGGACUUCCACGGAAGUUUAAAAUGUAGUGAGUCGUCUGUGGUAUUUAUAAACCAAGGCUUUGAAUCUAGCUCCAAACAGCCUUGUGGAUCAGCUUAGGUUGGCGUUUUCAAAGUGCAGACCUGACUUUUUUUCUGUCCCAAGCUGGAAGUUGAUCGUCUGCUCUGAAAUCUCUGUCAAGAUGGAAAUCUGCCGCGUCGCUCCUUAAAACGACCGGACGACAUGGGAAAAUGGGAAUUAACAAUGAAUCCUGUGCAGGAGUGGGGUGAGGAGUUUGAGGACGGUGUCAUUUAUGGGGUCACUCUGCGCCGGGAGCCCGUCGCCUCCUCGCCAAACCCUAAUGACACAAAUCCCGGCAGUGCCUUUGUCCAGUACAGAACCAGCAAAGUGCGUCGUCUUAAGGCAGCCACCUUAAACCAGCUUGUGAACCAUGUUCUGGACCCACACUGCCAGGAACAGGACUACGGCAAGAUCUUCUUGUCUACAUACAGAACGUUCACCAGCACCUCAACACUAAUAGAGUUGCUCUUCCUGAGAGACAAUGCUGCCACAGAUUUGGACACUGAGUCCUACAGGAGCCCUCUGUUGGCCUUUGUCCAGACAUGGUUGGAUGACUACAGUGAGGACUUCAGGGAUCCUCCCCUCCACCCAGCGCUCCGGCUGCUCCUGGAUCACCUGACCAUCAGCUCUGCAGUACACAGUGGCAUGCGUAGCCAGCCCAACUUCUGCUCAAUGGCUGGGCAAGCUGAGGCACUGCUCAAGAAGUUUCAGAAAGAAGAUGAAGCAAAUGGCGGUUCUGUCCAGGCAGACCUAGCACAACAUGAAGGAGGUUCUGCGGAUGAGGAUUCAGGAUGUGAAAACUCCCAGGAUCAUGGCGAUGUCAUGGAUUUCUCUGCUACAUCCAUUGCAGAACUGCUCACCCGACUGGACUCUGCUCUGUUUGUCAAAGUAGUGCCGUUCCAGUGUCUGGGCUGCGUUUGGUCGCAAAGAGACAAGAAGGAAAACAUGUCUCCCACCAUCCGGGCGACCAUCACACAGUUCAAUGCUGUUACCAACCAUGUCAUGAUCUCCCUGCUCUGCCCGUUCUCUGAUGCCAGCUCCAGUCCCACUUCCUCUCGCCGUCCUCCCGCUAGUCCUUCACAGAGGGCCCGCACCAUAGAGAAAUGGAUCAGAGUGGCACAGGAAUGUCGUCGGUUGAAGAACUUCUCCUCCCUCAGAGCGAUCCUGUCAGCCCUACAGUCCAAUGCAGUUUACAGGCUGAGAAAGUCCUGGGCGGCUGUUAGCAGGGAUAGCAUGGCUGUGUUUGAUAACCUCUGGGAAACUUUCCCGGAUGAAAACUGUGUUCUGACCAACAAAGAGCUUGUGGAGGUGGAUGGAAGACAAGCAGCCUUGGAUAGCAUUUCUCCAAAGAUAUCCAAGAGGUGUGCGAUCCCCAGACAGAUGAGUAUCUCCUCUGGGGUGGUCCCUUACCUGGGCACCUAUCUGACUGUCCUCACCAUGCUAGACACCGCCCUGCCAGACAUUGUGGAGGGUGGGCUCAUAAACUUUGAGAAGAGAAGAAGGGAGUUUGAGAUUCUGUCACAGAUCCGUGUGCUACAGACGUCCUGUUCCCAGUACAACCUGCCUCAUCACCCCAGAAUUGCUGCCUGGCUGCAGGAACGAAAGCUGCUCACUGACCAGGAGAGCUAUGAACUGUCGAGACAGCUUGAGCCUCCUGUUGAUGUAUACUCACCCACUGCCUGGAGCCACCGCUCACUCACAAAGAAACUCUCUUUCCUCCGUGCAUCAAACGAAGGAUCCAAAAAACUGCCUGCUGACCAGAUCAGUGUCUCAUCAUCUGGAUCUAGUGGCUCAGAGAUGGAAGAUCUAUCCUCCCCAAGCCCUACCUGCUCCAUCAGACUGCAGCCUUAUCACCGCUCAUGCAGCAACGUUUCAGAUACCUUCUCUUCCUCCUCCUCCUCCUCCUCCUUGGCCACUUCGUAUCCAGAAUCCCCAACUCCUUCCAGCUCAUCCUCUGACUGCCCAGUGGACCUGUGCCCUCUGUCCCCGUAUUGUGGAGGAGUUAAUGCAAAGCCUCCUGUGUCCUCCCACCAUAAACGCUCUGUGUCCAUGACGUCUCUGCCCAUCUAUAACCAACAGAUGGACGACUCCUGCAUUGUCAGGGUGAGCGUGGACCUGGGCCACAACAAUGGCAACAUGUAUAAAAGCAUCCUGUUGACAAGCCAGGACAAAACUUCACAGGUUAUUCAAAGAGCAUUGGAGAAGCAUCACCUCGAACAUAUGACCUGCUUUGACUUCACCCUUACACAGGUCAUUUCCCAGGAGAGAGAGUUGGUCAUACCAGACAAAGCAAAUGUCUUCUAUGCAAUGUCUACAACGGCUAACUUUGACUUUGUUCUACGCAAAUAUGACAUGGGUCAAAAGAAACCACUGAGAGCCACCUCUAGCCUUGGACGGUACACUAAGUAACAUGCCUGUGCUGAUUCUGCAAGAUCUACAAGAGGAGUUGAACUCACUUGAAUCGACUGGGACAUUUUUAAGGAUUGUUUUAUAAAAGAAAGGUACGGUCUAAAAAGGUAAAAUAUGAUGAUUGUAAGCCAAUGGACAAACUAUGCAGACGCACUUUAUGAAGAAGAUUAAAAAAGGAAAAAGAACACGUGGACCUAACAUGGUUUUAUGUCUUAUUGGAAUAAAUGGGUAUAAAGCCAAUACCCAUUCCUUAACUUUUUCAGAGGUGACACUACAGUACCAGGAUGCAUGUCUUAAUGCCCAAUGAUUUUAGCCCUCGGUGAGCAAUACAUAUUCACAACGCUGACCUAUUUUCCACAUAUAGGUUGAAAAUUGAGCAGCUGCUUCCUGAUGCAGUUGGCUGCCCAUAAUACCACAUAUGUUAAAAAGGAGUCAGGGUCAGAGGCUGUGUGAAGGCCAUACAGAUAGCAUUGAACUCCUCUGGGGACACUCAGCACCAAUUCAUCUACUGGUUUGUGCUUCUUUUGUGUUGAUGUGGCCGUGUCAUGUGAAGAGUGGGUGUGGAUGUUCUCUUAAGGGAUCACUGUGUUCCUUGAGUUACAGACCAGCUCCUCUGUUGUUGCUGUGAUACUCAUCAUGUGCGGCUGGCAGCUCUGACUGGAAGGAUGGCAUUCCUGAGCCUGGGUCACCAUGACAACCACAAAGGUUGAUGGACAGCUCUGUGACAAAAGAAGGAAAUGUACAAGAUGGCUACUGUAGAUAGAUGAGAUAAGUAUGUGUGGAAACAGAGAUGUGCUAUCAGCAUUAGUGCUAUGAUUUUAAAAGACCUUAAGUGUGUAGAAUUUUUUUUUUUUUUCACGUUGCGCCUUCAUUUGAUCAAAGAAUUGUAAGAACUCAUCUGGUAGCUUUAAAUUGUCUGGAUGCCAGUAGGAAAAGUAGUCUUAAGAGAAGGAAAUUUCUGAUCCAUGUCGGUACAGAUAGUUUUAGAGAUGUCCUGUUUUCUGAUGAACACUGGGAAUAUUUCAAAUGUUAGCAUUAAAAUUGUUUUGUUUUUGUACUUGAUUUUUUUUUUUUUUAAUUAAAAGAUGUUAUUGAUUAAUUUUGUUUAGAUUUAUGUACUGGUGCUUAACUGGCUUGAGCCUAAAGAAGAGAUUAGAUGGAAUCAUUUCAAUGACGUCAAUUGUAACUGAGACUAGUUCUUGUGAGAUAAUCAUCGUAGAAGAGGGUUGGUGAUCGAACAUUAAUUUAACUAAUUUAAGAGGAAGAGUUGCAUUAAAAAGUCUUCAGAAGAAUCUGGGUCAAGGCUUGUUCUAUGUUUUGAAAUGGAAAUGUUUAGCUUUUCAUUGUCUUGUCAAAGAAAAAUGAAAAGACAAACUGUUUAUUGGACAUGUAUUACCAAAACAUUGUGUUUUAAUGAACAGUUGUCUGAGUGGUUUCUCCUAUUAUAAAAUGCAGGCAACACAAACAUUCACACACCACCUUUAUCGCCUGUAGCUUAUUUUCUCCUUUAAAAAAAAAGAAAAAAAAAAAAAAGAAAAAAAAAUAUAAGUACCAGUUUAAUAUUUUCCCCUUUUUUGACAUUUUGUGA
Sphaeramia orbicularis (orbiculate cardinalfish) is the source of this 4167-nucleotide messenger RNA. It is a transcript of the gene rgl3b, whose product is annotated as ral guanine nucleotide dissociation stimulator-like 1. Gene Ontology annotation, cellular component: plasma membrane. Gene Ontology annotation, biological process: Ras protein signal transduction. The coding region runs from base 333 to 2579 and encodes 748 amino acids. Lineage: Eukaryota; Metazoa; Chordata; Actinopteri; Kurtiformes; Apogonidae. The transcript is spliced from 17 exons. The record is from RefSeq and is a predicted model, not a curated record. Gene Ontology annotation, molecular function: guanyl-nucleotide exchange factor activity.